Dermacentor silvarum is the source of this 2407-nucleotide messenger RNA. RefSeq lists its product as uncharacterized. The record is from RefSeq and is a predicted model, not a curated record. NCBI's taxonomy places the organism in Eukaryota, Metazoa, Arthropoda, Arachnida, Ixodida, Ixodidae.
CAAUCUACUAUUCAGCAUUCAUUUAUUGCUUCCCUAUAGUGUCCAUUUAAUGACGCGCAGGAAGGAAGGAAAGAAGGAACACGAACAACCAGAGCCACCAACCUGUCACGACCCUGACCGGUAUACCGUGACCACGGAUGAUGAUGCGUUCGCUCACCAUUUUUCCGGCGGCCUCGUUGCUAGUGCUGUGGGCAAUGAUUGAGACAGGCCUAUGCAACAACGUGAUGCCCUGCCCUGCGCACUGUUCGGGCAGCAUCGGUAUCUUUAUGCCAGACGGAUCGCUCCAGACUUUGAAUAAAGAGAAGGGGGGUGUCCUGAUCCGCAUAAGGAGUGAUCUUCGUAAGGCUUCCUGGAAUGGAACUCUUGUGAUAGUGAAGCUCGGCGACCAAAAGGUGAAGGUGCCGGCAUCCUUGAAGUUCUCGCUCAGUCUCGUUGUGAAAAAGUACCCAGAUUUGCUGGCGGUGCUGAUCGAAAUGAUCAAGGGUGAAGCCAAGAGCCAGAAAAUCAAAAGGACCGCGCCACCGUCUAGUAAGCUUGUCGUUAAGACCACGACGACGACGAAGAGAACGAAGAGGCCCACGACGAAGCGCAGCGCAACGACUAAACGAACAGUUAGAACCGCCACUACCACAAAAAAGCUCAGAGCAACGACUAAACGAACAGUUAGAACCACCACUACCACAAAAAAGCGCAGAGCAACGACUAAACGAACAAUUAAAACCACCACUACGAAGAAGACUAAGAGGGACACUCCGAAGGUGGUCAAGAAGCCAACAAGCACGAACAAACCCGGCCGCGUGAUUCAUGUUCCGGCUAUGAACAUGCCCAACCCAGGCGACCGCAGUAAUUCAAUCACAGCUGGAAUUGGUGUCGACACCAAGGUGCUCAUCAUGCUUGGAUAUAUGAUGAGCCAGCCCAACUACUUCGCCGUCAUUUACCCCAUGCUGCUGCAACUCGGCAUAACGUUCCCCAGCCUCACUGGGCCAAUCUACCAGGUCACUUGGGGUCAGAGUGUUGUACAACUUCCCAGGCCAUUUGUGGUAAGCUACGCCUUUACAGUCGACAAUAUGUCCUUUAACCUACCGAAAGAUGCGAAGGGGCUUGCCAUUUACCUUUCCCACCACAUGGAUCAGUUCAGUGCGGUAGCGGUGUUUCUUCGCCAGCUUGGAGCGUCCUUCCCCGUUGACGGCAUGGGAAGGAUUACCGGCUUCAGUAUAUUCAACAUCAUGUACCACUUUCAGAGUGCCAUAACCACAACCAUCUCCAUUGAGAACAGGAGGUUUGGCUUACCGAAAGACAUAAACUCGAUUCUGGCAGCUGUCAAGAACAAUCCCAGUGCGUUCUUCAAAAUCCAGAUGUUGUUAGAAGCGUUCGGCGUGAAAUUCGUCAAGAAAGGAGCGGGCUUCACCCAGGCGCUUUACCGUAAUGCAACAUACAACGUGAACACAGUGCGCGGUGUGACCAUCACGAUUGAAAAGAAGAAAUAUGACAUUCCAGCUGACCUCGAGACCAUAUUCAAGAAGGCGGAGGGCUUCAGUGUGGGUGCACUGAUCGCGGCUUUGCAGGAAAAGGGCGUCCCUAUUGAAGUUGAUGAAAAAACUGGUGUCAUCGUUGGCAUCAUCAUCAACAAAGUCAAAAUUCCGUUCCCGGUUUCCAUCGACCUGCGUUUCAAGCUGGAUGACAAAGUUUACGUUAUACCCCGCGACCUUGGCAAGCUAGUCACUGUUCUCGAAAAGAAAGGCAUGCCUAGCAAGAUCCUGUUCAUUUUGUACACCCGCUACGGAGUCAUCCCGGUGCGUGAUUCCAAUGGUAUUGUCAUCGCAAUCUCGUUCAACGGGAAACAGGUCAAGGUCAAGGCGGAGCCGAUGACCACUGUUGUGAUUCGAGGUCAGAAGUUCUUGCUACCGAGGGACACUACAAAAAUGGUUGAAUUGGUGCAUUCCAAGCAAAAAGAUAAAAAAAUGGGCUUCGAUUUUCUGAAGGCGCUAAAAGUGGCUGGCUUCAUGCUCAUCAACGAUGACGACGGCGCGAUGCGCUCAAUCCAGAAGGGGGCCCAGAUAAUCAAGCUCGGCAUGGAAAUACGUAUAAUGGUGACUUACGGCACAACCGCUUACCACGUGCCCAAAGAUUUGAUGCGACUCGUGAAAGACAUACGCAGCUCAGGACCGAACGAAGUCAGAAAGGUUAUAGAACAACUCAAAGCUUUCGACGUAGAAGUCAAAAAGGAAGGCAGCAGGGUAUCCAUACUAUUUAACAGCGUCAGAUACGAGGUAGACCUGAAGUCUGGCAGCGUCAAGGGAUAGCCGUUCCAGGCCGUAUGAUUACUCGUAUCAGUGGACGGCCGCUACGGGCGCGCUCCACAAGAAAGCGCACCCUUUUCCUCUGUUCAAUAAACAAGUCGCACUUA